This is a messenger RNA of Gastrolobium bilobum, 1313 nucleotides long. Its product is annotated as protein LURP-one-related 17-like. Lineage: Eukaryota; Viridiplantae; Streptophyta; Magnoliopsida; Fabales; Fabaceae. Bases 97 to 786 code for a protein of 229 amino acids. The record is from RefSeq and is a predicted model, not a curated record. The transcript has 3 exons.
CCGUAAGAAGAGAGAAUCUAGCAAGCUAGAAAAGUAAGAGAGUAGUGUUGAUUAAAAAAAGAAAAGAAAGAGCAGCUAGAGAAGGAGGAGAUAGAGAUGAGGAUUUUUCCCAGGUUCAACUCUCUGUCAAGAGCAGUGCAUGAGGAAGAAGAGCGUGAGCAUGAUGAGGAAAUAAUCACGUACCCUAGAACUAGAAGCGAAGGAAGCUCGUGCAUAUCACUAACAGUUUGGAGAAAAUCCCUGGUUAUAAGUUGUAAAGGGUUCACGGUGAUCGAUUCUUACGGAAAUCUGGUGUAUAGGGUCGACAAUUAUACGGGUCACCCAGGCCAAGUCACUCUCAUGGACGCCUCAGGAAAAUCUAUCCUCAACAUGUGCCGCCGCAGGAAGCUUGGAUUGUUAGAUAGCUGGUUUGUAUAUGAAGGGGAAGUGGGGAACCAGCGUACGUGGAGGAGUAACUUGUCUAGAUCAUCAGAGUCUCCAAUUUGUUGUGUAAGGAAGCAUGUGAAUAUUUUACACGGCAACUCCAACGUUCAGGCGUACGUGUACCUUGGAGCCUCACACUCAGAUAAACGAUUUGCUGCGUUUACUAUAGAGGGUUCCUACGCACAUCGAACGUGUAAGGUGUUGGAUGACUGUAAAAGGGUCGUAGCUGAAAUUAAGAGGAAGGAAGCCAAUACCAAAAACGUAUCUUUUGGUGUAGAUAUUUUUCAGUUAAUUGUGCACCCUGGCUUAGAUCCUGGCUUUGCCAUGGCACUCGUCUUACUCCUCGAUCAAAUGUUUACUUAGCAGUUAUACGUGUUAUCCAGAAUCGUAUCAGCUGGGGGCAUCACACUAUGCUGCUUCAGGAUACUGGCAGUUGAAUGUUUGUUUUCCACAAUCGAGUCCCUAACCAGUUUACAGGGUAAUGAUAUUCUAGAUUUUGAAGCAGUCUAGGCUCUUUUCUUAACAUUAUUGUAAUGAACACCAUUUUUAUUCUGGACUAUGGAAACCCUUAGUUUUUUUGAGGGAAUUAUCUGCUCCACACUUCUUGCCACCAGGUCAGAUCCAAUUACCGAAAUUGGCGUUGAAGGCAUUUCUUCAUGUUUUACAGUUGGCUUCAAGUUGUUACAUUUAAUGGUCUUAUGUGAAGUCUUCUUCUGCAGUCUUAUAAUUCCAUACCUGUUUUGCCUAGGUGAAUGAGUUGCAAUUUCAAAGAGAGUUUGUGCAGCUUCUAAUAAUCUUGGACAAUGCGCAUCUGUCACAGACGAAAAUAUUAAGCAGGGGAGAAGAGAGAGAGGCCUAACUUUACUCACAACUUCAGCAAAUUAUUUAUA